AUAGUUAUUACCAUUAUUAUUUAUAUCUGUAAUUAAAAGUGUUUUUAAAUUUUUUAUCACUAUAGCUGCUUUCACCCGACUAUAUCAACCUUUAUUGAUAUCGAACAGACAGCAUAACCUAUACAAUAAACGUCAUUUAACACUGACAGCUACUUGAUAGCCCUCAUAUAACCCAAUAAUAUUUAUUGUAUUAUUAUUAAAUAGUGAGAUUACAUUGUGAAACUAAUUUAAUUCGUGUAGAUAAUAAUUUUUGAAAAGAUCAAAUCUAAUGAGAGAAUUAAGAACAAAUUGAUUAUAAAUUCAAUUUUCUUUACUGAAAUUCACUCAUAAAAAUAAGACAUCAUGCCAAAUUCAUAUCUUUAUGCAAUCAAUAAUGAAGGCAGAGUGUUUGGGCUUUCAACAUCAGGAAAUUUGUGGCGUGAGUUCAUGUAUCUUGGAUUGGAAUUUAAAAGAUUAUCAGCUAUCCCCCAUUUCAUGUGGGCCAUAGGAGGUGAUCGCCAAGUUUACGUACACGUUCAUGAGCUGGAUAUUCCCAUAAGGAUCAAAGAAGAAACUUAUGAAAAUGAGAGAUGGUUACCUCUGGAAGGAUUUACUGGUAGAUUAUUACCAACAGACAGAUACAAUUUUUCAAAUGCAGACGGAACAGUUGAUAGGUCUCGGGACAAAGUGAAACUUCCAUCAAUGGCAUGGCAAUGGGAAGGUGACUGGCAGAUAGAAACGACUUUAGAUGGUCAACCAUUGGAUCACGACGGCUGGACAUACGCAGUAGACUUUCCAGCAACUUAUUCAAUCAAAAAACAAUGGAAGUCGUGUGUCAGAAGACGUAAAUGGGUUCGAUAUCGACGAUACAGUGCAAUGAAUUCAUGGUGUGCUAUUGCUCCAUUGCACAAAGAUCCUACCAAAGAACCAUUUAUUGAUGUAGCAAUAGGAGGAACUCAAAUACCUGGUGGUACUCCUGGUAGUAUGGUAGUUUGGGCAGUUACUGCUCAUGGACGAGUGAUGUUUAGAGUUGGCGUUAGCUCUACAUCACCUGAAGGCCAACGUUGGAGUGCAAUUAAAUUAUUAAAUGGUCAAGAAAUAGCACAAAUUAGCGUAGGAGUUACAGGAUUGGUUUGGGCCAUUCUUAACGAUGGUAAAGCUUUAGUUAGAACUGGAGUCACUCGAGAAAAUCCAAUGGGUGAUGAAUGGAGUGAAGUUGAACCUCCUCAAAAAGAUCUACGUUUAGUUCAAGUAAGCGUUGGCUUUGAUGCCGUAUGGGCAGUAACACAUGAUGGCAAUGUAUGGUUUAGAAAAGGGAUUAAAGGAGACAUGAGUGGAAUGUGCGAACAGCUUGCUACUGGAACUGGAUGGGUGGAAAUGUUAAGCAAAAUGGCUUCGGUUUCUGUAGCUUCUAAUGAUCAAGUUUGGGCAAUUGGACAUGAAGAUAGAUGUUUAUAUUAUCGAACAGGAAUCAAUCGUUCAGAAUUAACAGGAAAAAAAUGGAAAAUCAUUAAUGCACCUUUACAAUUAAGUAGAGCAAGCAGCAAUGCCAGUUUGUCAUCUAGUAACCGUCACAGCAUGUGUGGAACUCCUCAGCAACAACGUCAUCAAAGUUGGAGUUCUUUAAAUAGACCCCAGAGUACCGGAGAAUGUGCUGCUCUUAUUAGAGAUUGGGAAGAACAAUCUAGAUCUGCACCAACUCCAACGUCUUUAAAACUUUGGCAAAAAAAUGAACAAUCCAAAAAUGAACUAUCUCAACAAACAUCACUACAACAGAUGUACAAUGCAGAUGAAAAAAAUAAUUCUGCAAAUUCUAGUAAUGAUGAGAAUCUGGAUAGUGCUGCAAAUAUAACAAUUUCUAAUGAAUCACUUUCACACAGUGGAGAAGCAACAGUAAUUUCUGGAAAAGGAAUGAGUAGUACAAUUAAAGUCAAUCCUGCUGCUUGGAGUCCAGUACACUCAGUUGGGUCUAUGGUGGGUGUUGAAGCUCAUCCUGAAACUGAUGGUAGCAUUUUUGAUCCAGAUUGGACUGGAGACUCUGGAGUUUAUGGUGAAGAUGAAAGUAUUGCUGCUAUUUAUUGGGCUGAAUGUGAUGUACUUUGGUGCAAGGUUGAAGCUGGAGCUUGUUUUGUUGAUCCCUCUAAUCCACCUAAAUGGCUUGCUGAUAAUUAUUCUUUAACUCAAGGAGAAAUUGCUGAAUCGUGGAGGAUGCAUAUUUUAGAAGAAUUAAAAAAUAGAAUGAAAAAUUUUAAUUUUGAUUCUUCGGUUUGGGAACAAGCUGUUGAAAGAUCUUCAUGGGUAAAAAACGGAGAUGCUAAGUGUAAAUUAAAAGGGAGUAAUAAUUAUGAAGAUUGUGUUAUCGAACUUGAAUGGAUAAGUAGCGAUAGCGGGUCAUUAGACUCAGGAACUUUAACAGUAUUAAAUGCUGAUGGUGCAACAACAAUAAUGCAAUUUCCUGUGAUGGAAAUAGUUUGUGUGGUUUGCUGCAGUGAACCGGGUAAUCCGCGACUCGCAAUUCACACUCCGCGAUUGCCAAAAUCCAAAGUUUUGCGGCUACAAUUUGCCAGUGAUACGGAAAUGGAGGAUUGGAUGAGUCAUAUAACCACAGUUACUUGUCAAAUGAAUAAUGUUUACGGAAGACCUGGGCCAAAAUCAAUUUGGUCAACAACAGCUUUAGGUGAUGUAUUUGUAUAUGAUCCAGUAAUUGCUGAAGCAACUCAACUAUCUAAUGGGAUAUAUACACAGGAGCUAGACAAUGUAGGGAAAGAAUUACCAUUUGAGAGUAUUUUACAUAAUGGAUUUAGUCCUGGUCAUUCACUACAUAUUUUUGUAUGUGUUCAUGAUGAUGCUGAUCGACUUUCUUUUAAUUUUGUCUGUUAUAAGGCAACAAAUCAUAAGUAUAAAGUAACUCCUGAUACACAUGACAUAGCAUUCCAUUUUAAUCCGCGAUUAAAUGAAAAUUUAAUUGUAAGAAAUACGUACCAGAAUGGUCAAUGGGGUGAUGAAGAGAGAGGUGGAGGAAGUCCUCUGAAACCUGGUACAGAUUUCUCAUUGAAGAUAUUAUGUGAAGAGAGAGGCUACAGAGUUUUUAUUGACGAUAAAGAGUUUACAUUUUAUUGCCAUAGGAUACCAUCACAAAAUAUAACUCAUUUGAGAAUUAAAGGACUUAUGACGCUACAUAGUAUUUUAUAUAAAUCACCAUCUGUUAUUGUCGAACCUGUAUCAAUGUUCUGGAGACAAAUGGGAGGUCAUCUAAAGAGAGUCGAAACUUGUAGCACUGGUAUUACAUGGGGAAUUGGCUACGAUAACACAGCGUGGGUUUAUACUGGUGGUUGGGGUGGAUCAUUUCUCAAAGGACUUGGUACCAAUAAUGCUGACAUCUACCCCAUGACCGAUAUGCAUAAUUAUUUUGUCUAUGAAAAUCAAAGAUGGAAUCCUGUUACAGGAUAUACAUCACAUGGUCUACCAACAGAUCGUUAUAUGUGGAGUGAUAUAACUGGAAGACACAAACGUACUCGAGAGCAUACUAAAUUACUGUCCAUGCAUUGGAAAUGGGUAUCUGAUUGGAUUAUAGAUUUUCACACUCCAGGUGGUGUUGACAGAGAUGGAUGGCAGUAUGCCACUGAUUUUCCUUCACAGUAUCAUGGAAAGAAACAUUUUACUGAUUACGUUAGACGAAGAAGAUGGUUUAGAAGAUGUUUAUUAACUACUCGUGGCCCUUGGAAAGAAUUAGGUAAUACGAAAAUAGUCGAUAUAUCAUUGUAUUCUCCAGAAGAUGCUGGUUCUGAUGGUCUUGUUGAUGUUUGGGCUGUUGCUGCCAAUGGUGAAGCUCUCUUUAGACGAGGUGUUUCAGAAUCUUGUCCUACAGGAGUAUCUUGGGAACACAUACCUAGUGAUCAAGCUCUCAUUAGUAUUUCUUGUGGAUCUGAAGGCCAAGUAUGGGCCGUAGGAAAAAAUGGAUCAUCUUACUGGCGUGUUGGCAUCACGAAAGCUAAACCUAUCGGAGAAUUAUGGGCAAAUGUUGAACCACCACCUGGCGCACAAUUGAAACAAAUUUCAGUAGGAAAAAACGUUGUAUGGGCUUUGGAUACAUCUGGAAGAUUGUCUGUUAGACGGGAAAUUCAACCUAAAGUCUUUCCUGAAGGAACUUAUUGGCAAACAUUACCUGCUAUGCCAAAUGAUCCUAUACAUAUUGAUCACUCUGUUCUUACGGCUAAACAAGGAUUUAGGCACGUUUCUACUAGUCCUGAUUGUAAUCAAGUUUGGGCAAUUUCUGGUGCUGGAAUAAUUUGUAAGAGAAUCGGUGUCACAAAAGAUAAUCCUGCUGGCACUGGAUGGAGUACGGGAAUUGGGGCUAAUUGGCAGCAUAUAAGUCUUAGAAGUUUUACAAACGAUAAGACUAAAUUGUGUAAGUUUACGUAUCAUAAUUACCAUGAAAUUACUGGAAUAACUGCCGUUGUCUCCACUAAUUUAAGUAACAACGUUAAUUAUGAUAUAACAAACGAUUUUAUCUGGAAUGAAGAAAAAAGAAAACUGAUCAUUAAAUCGUUAGAUAGAAUGUUACGUAUCUACAAAUGACACCAAGUUAUUUUACACGUAACAAGAAUUGUCUAUGCAAAGAAGCAAUGCUUUGCUUGUCAGUUUUAGAAACUGAUACUUGAAAACGUCUAUGAACUGUUGCUUAUCACUCUUUAUGAUUCUCUUCUAUCAUUUUAUUAUUCUUACUUUAUUUGUAAUGAUAACUCUAUAGGUGAGAGAAAAUAUAAAUACAUAUAUUGAAGUAUCAUAGACGAAGGUUACUAACAAAAAUAUUGUUGUUGCAUAAUGUUGUAUUUUUGGAUAAGCUAAGAGCAAAGAAUUAGACUGAAAUUAUUAUGCAACUGUGUGAUAUAUUUUUAUUUCUUUGAUACUUUUUCUAAAUUAGUUCAAUUUAUCUUUCAUUUCUUCCGUAUCUUUAGUAUUUUCGAAAUUGAACUCUCCUCUGUUAUUUACAUUGAUAAAUUUUAUUUAAUAUAGAUUAUCUGCAUUGUUUAUUGUAGAUUACUAUUAUGAUAAUGCAAAUCAAUUAUCUACAAUUACUUGUUAAGUUAAUAGUAUUUGAGUAAAAGUAAGUUUACCUGUAUGAGAAAUUUAUUGUAUAAGUAUGUGGCACGAGAUAAAAACUGUUGACUUAAUGGUUUUUAAUAAUAUUUUAAUUGUUUAAAUAUAAUUCAAUAUUAAUAUAUUAUUAUUAA
Chelonus insularis is the source of this 5213-nucleotide messenger RNA. RefSeq names its product peroxin 23 (gene Pex23). The record is from RefSeq and is a predicted model, not a curated record. Lineage: Eukaryota; Metazoa; Arthropoda; Insecta; Hymenoptera; Braconidae. Gene Ontology annotation, cellular component: membrane. The transcript has 9 exons. Gene Ontology annotation, molecular function: carbohydrate binding. Bases 343 to 4557 code for a protein of 1404 amino acids.